AAUAAUAUAACCUAUUUUCUCUUAAUUUUGUUCAAUUCCCAUGAUUAAUGGACUCCCACAAAUUUCUCUAAUUCUCACCUCUCUACCCUCAAACCCAAAUCACAUCUUCCAUCAUUCAUUCCCAUUUCUUGAAUUACCAAAACAUUUUCUUGAAAAUAUAUUUAAUUAACCCAAAAAAAAAAAUCCGGCCGGAGGGUUCCGUUACUAGCAAAAAUCCCUUGCGAUAUAUGAAGAUGGCAUGGGCUGCUGCCGCCUUGGUGGUGGCGGCGGCGGUGCAGUUGAUGGCGGCGGCGGAUGGGAUGGGUGUGAAUUGGGGAACACAAGCUUCUCAAAAUCUCCACCCAUCCAUCAUUGUCCAAAUGCUCAAAGACAACAACAUUAAUAAGAUCAAAUUGUUCGAUUCCGAUUCGUGGGUUGUCAAAUACUUCGCGGGAACCGGAAUCGACGUGAUGCUUGGUAUACCCAAUAAUCAGUUGGCUUCGUUGGCUAAAGACUACGAUAAUGCCAAGGAUUGGGUCAAACAAAAUCUUACCAAACAUUUGUAUGAUGGUGGUGUCAAUAUUAGGUACGUAGCUGUGGGAAACGAGCCGUUCUUGAAAUCCUACAACGGUUCGAACCUUGCGACCACUUUCCCGGCGUUGAAAAACAUCCAAAGGGCAAUAAACGAGCACGGCCUCGGCGACAAAGUCAAAGCAACCAUCCCACAAAACGCCGACGUAUACGACUCCGGCACCGACGGCCCGUCCGCCGGAAACUUCCGCUCCGACAUACGUGAUCUCAUGACACAGAUAGUCUCAUUCUUCCAAGAAAACGGGUCCCCCUUCUUGGUCAACAUCUACCCUUUCCUCAGUCUUUAUGGGAACCCGGAUUUCCCCGUCGAGUUCGCCUUCUUCGACGGUGGUGCCGCCCCGGUGGUCGACGGCGGAAUCAGCUACACGAACAUGUUGGACGCGAAUUUGGACACGCUCGUUUGGUCGCUGAAGAAGGCCGGGGCGACGGGGGUUAAAGUCAUUAUCGGAGAAAUCGGGUGGCCGACGGACGGUGACGGGAGCGCCACCGUAGAUCUGGCGAAGAGAUUCUACGAUGGGUUGUUCAAGAAGAUGGCGACGAAGAAAGGGACGCCGCUUUAUCAGGAAGAUAUUGAGUAUUACCUUUUUAGCCUUACUGAUGAGAACCAGAAAAGCGUCGCCCCGGGGGAUUUCGAGCGGCAUUGGGGGGUGUUUCAGUACGACGGCAAACCCAAGUUUCCGAUGGAUUUCAAAGGAACCGGGAACGACAAGAUGCCGAUAGCCGCAAAGAACGUGCCGUACAUGGAAUCAAAAUGGUGUGUUUACAACACCGACGUCAAGAACUUGGACAAGCUCCCCGGCAACAUGGACUACGCAUGCUCGAGGGCCGACUGCACGUCCCUCAACCACGUGGGCCCAUGCAGCAAAUUGGAUCAGGCUUCCAGGAUUUCGUACGCCUUCAACAUUUUUUUCCAGAUGAACGCUCAAGAUGUGGAAUCGUGCGAAUUCGACGGAAUGGCCCGGAUCGUGGAAGCGAACGCGUCCACGGGCAAUUGCCUCUUCCCACUGGCACUGGAGGACAGUGCUGGAUGGAAGCUCGGGGCGCGAGUUUGGCCCGCCACCGUACUUUUCGGGUUGGCCUUAUUGUCAGUGUUCUAGGUUUACAUUAAUAGUUUAUAGAUACUACACUGGGUGAAAUGCACUGUACUGUAUUACACUACGCUCCCUUCAAAGAUAAGAUGAAUCGCUAAUUAGCCUGUCUAUAUAAUUGUAGAGGUGUGCCCCAACAUGUCAGUUAGAUUUACUCACAAACGCACACAUACAUGUGUAUGUGUGUAAAAUCGGUAUUUAACAGUACGCGUGUAUGGUGGAAUCUUAUCCGGUGAAGUUCAUUGGAUGUAGUAUCAAAUAAACCGUACAGUAAUGUAUGCUACA
Erythranthe guttata (spotted monkey flower) is the source of this 1943-nucleotide messenger RNA. Its product is annotated as glucan endo-1,3-beta-glucosidase 8. Gene Ontology annotation, molecular function: hydrolase activity, hydrolyzing O-glycosyl compounds. The record is from RefSeq and is a predicted model, not a curated record. Gene Ontology annotation, biological process: carbohydrate metabolic process. Lineage: Eukaryota; Viridiplantae; Streptophyta; Magnoliopsida; Lamiales; Phrymaceae.